Scophthalmus maximus (turbot) is the source of this 1170-nucleotide messenger RNA. Its product is annotated as beta-crystallin A1. The record is from RefSeq and is a predicted model, not a curated record. Bases 93 to 683 code for a protein of 196 amino acids. NCBI's taxonomy places the organism in Eukaryota, Metazoa, Chordata, Actinopteri, Pleuronectiformes, Scophthalmidae. Gene Ontology annotation, molecular function: structural constituent of eye lens. Gene Ontology annotation, biological process: lens development in camera-type eye; visual perception. The transcript has 6 exons.
CCCCAUACACUCCGUCCCUGCUGACCAUUCAGUGGAACUCUGCGACACACAGUUCACCAGUUUAGGUACUACUGAAAAAAACAAAAAGCAAAAUGGCUCAGACAAACCCAAUGCCCAUGGGCCCUUGGAAGAUCACCGUGUACGAUCAGGAGCACUUCCAGGGCAGACGUAUGGAGUUCACCGCCAGCUGCCAGAACAUCAUGGAGUGUGGGAUGGAGAACAUCCGCUCCCUGAAGGUCGAGUGUGGCGCCUGGGUGGGCUACGAGCACUCCAGCUUUUGCGGCCAGCAGUUUGUCCUGGAGAAGGGAGACUACCCUCGCUUUGAGGCCUACAGUGGCAGCAACUCCUACCGCAUUGAGAGGAUGAUCUCCUUCAGGCCCAUCUGCUGCGCUAACCAUAAGGACUCCCGCAUGACCAUCUUCGAGAAGGAGAACCUGGCGGGUCGUCAGUUCGAGCUGUCCGAUGACUUCCCCUCCCUGCAGGCCAUGGGCUGGAUGAACAAAGAGGUUGGAUCCAUGCACAUUCAGAGUGGAGCAUUUGUGUGCUACCAGUACCCUGGAUACCGUGGCCAGCAGUACAUCUUGGAGAGUGACUUGCGUGGAGGAGAGUACAAGCGUUACAGGGAGUUUGGCUCCCACGCUCAAACCUCCCAGAUCCAGUCCAUCAGGAGGAUCCAGCACUGAGAGGGAAGCAUUUCCUUUACUCUUACUUUUCACCUCUUCAUCUUCCUUCUCCUCUCCCUCCUCCUGAAAUUCCAUCCCUCGUUCUGUUCCUCCUCCUUCCACCCCCUAACCUCCAUCUCUUCGGCUCCACUGGAUCCCAAGUUGGUCUUCAGGUGCUUACUGACUGUCAGUUGCUCACGGUACUUUUUUGUUUUUUAAAGAAACCUCCCAAAAGAAAGGAAUGAUGUAAGAAAGACUGAAAAUCGGAAUGACAGAAAGAGAAAAAGUGAACCAGCGUGCAAGAGAGGCCUCGUCUUCCGAGGUUGGCUGCACAGCGGUGAAAACCCCUUAAAGGUUUUGCUCUUUUUCAUCUCUACCAGCGAUGGCAUCAUCAUCUUCAUCAACACCAUCGUCUCUGUUCUCUGCAGCAACACAACAACCUGUGAUACCUGUGAUAUCCCUGACUGCCUGUGUUCAAGACGAUGAAUAAAGAGAUUGAGCAAAGAAA